GGGCACAAAACCAGAGAAGCAGUCCAGCAGUGGAAGCAGAAAAAGAGGGCGGCCCUUCGAGGAAUUGAGAGCCCCCCUUCUUUCUGACACAAGUCUUCAGCUACUCGUUCGUCCAGACGAACGCACCUGCAGCAGGACGACGAAAAAAGACGCCGAGCCAUGGUGAAAAUCAGCUUCCAGUCCGUCGCGGGACAGAAAGUGGAAAAGGAGAACGAUGGCGACAAAACUGAAAUUCUCAUCCCUCAUCCGGUGGAUGAAGAGGAGCUGGUUCUGCCUCUGCGCCCUAAGAAAUCUCCCCUUAAUGGCCUUUGCUGCCUGACAUUUGGCCUGGUGGUGUUCAUGGCUGGCCUGGUCCUGGCUUCCAUCUAUGUCUACCGCUACUACUUUAUACCUCAUAUCCCAGAAGAGAAUCUGUUUCACUGCAGGGUGCUUUAUGAGGAUUCCGAGUAUGCGCCGCUGCGGGGGCGCCAGGAGCUAGAGGAAAACGUUGGGAUCUACCUGGCCGACAACUACGAGAAGAUCACUGUGCCUGGACUGACUGCUUACCAUGACAUUGCUCUCGACAAGUGCUAUGUUAUUGAGCUCAACACUACCAUUGUGAUGCCUCCAAGGAACCUUUGGGAGCUUCUCAUCAAUGUAAAGAAGGGAACAUACCUCCCUCAGACUUACAUCAUCCAUGAGGAGAUGGUGGUGACUGGAAAAGUGCACAACAUGCGCCAGCUGGGACCGUUUAUCUACCGCCUGUGCAACGGGAAGGACACGUACCGUCUGAACCGGCGUCUCACCCGCCGGCGCAUCAACAAGCGAGAGGCGAAGGACUGCCACCACAUCCGUCACUUUGAGAAUACAUUUGUGGUGGAGACGAUGAUCUGCGAUGAAGCGUAGAAUCAUUAGAGGAACCACCCAAACUUAAAAGCACAUCUCCAGUCACUACCCCAGCACCUGUAGCAACCUCCUGUGGAUCUGCUCAUAUCUGAAUUGCACUUUACUUGUGAUUUUUUUUUUUUUUCCAGUGUUUCUCUCGGCUCGUUUUAUGUUUUUACCUGAAAGGGUGAUGCAAUACUACUUAGUUGGUUCUAUCACAGGAUUUUCCAUGUAGCAAAUCCUUAAUUCAAUAAUAAAGGAUAAUUUCAACAUCUAUCUGCUUUCUCUUUGGGGAUUUGUGUGAUGGUUACUGUCUCUAUGUGUUGUCAAGGUGACUGCUUUGCUUUUUCAGAGACCCCAGAGAGAGGUUCAUUGUGUUUUCUUAGUUGUACCAACAGCCAUCUGUGCAAAGCAUGAGGUCAUUUCUGAACAAGCAUUUGUAUAUAUCCUCUGUUUAGUUGCUUGUUUGUAUAUUGCCUGCUUUCUGCAUAAUGCAUCUUCCUUUUUGCUUUUCAUCUGCUAAAAAGGACAGUCACAAAACAGCAUCUGAGCUUAGACUUUUUUUUUUUUUCAAUCAUCGCACCACAGGAAGACAUGGAUUCUUUGUGUCCGUCUUUAGUAUCUCUCCCCAUCGCCACAUGACAUGUAUUAAUAUGACAUAGUUGAAAACAAUUAUCUUUAUUUUUCCUUUGCAUGUGUUCAGCUAUGAGCGGAAAUGGCACUCUUAGGAUGUUUUGUUUAAAGGUUUAAAGCCUUAGUCCAGAGUCAGAGACUGGACUAAAGUAAAAAAAAAAAAUGGAAAGGAACAUAUUUAUCUUACACGUUUGCUGAAGAAAACCAACUUUGAGCUGUAUAUUUUGUCUGCAAAUUAAUUCUGUCUGUGAAUAAAGUAAAAAAAUCUAAGAAUC
This is a messenger RNA of Menidia menidia (Atlantic silverside), 1772 nucleotides long. NCBI's taxonomy places the organism in Eukaryota, Metazoa, Chordata, Actinopteri, Atheriniformes, Atherinopsidae. The record is from the annotation of a GenBank genome assembly.